Molecule: messenger RNA, 1938 nt
Organism: Manis javanica (Malayan pangolin)
Lineage: Eukaryota; Metazoa; Chordata; Mammalia; Pholidota; Manidae
Source: RefSeq, a predicted model, not a curated record
AUGCACUGCAAGUUAGCAGAACUCAUGGAGACUGCACGAGUGGAGCCCGGCUCGUGCGUCCCCCAGCGUGGAUGGAAUUCUAGGAAGGAGGUUGUUCUCCUGGCCAAAAUGAAACACCCCAAUAUUGUUGCCUUUAAAGAAUCAUUUGAAGCUGAAGGACAUCUGUAUAUUGUGAUGGAAUAUUGUGAUGGAGGGGACCUAAUGCAAAAGACUAAACAUCAGAAAGGAAAGUUGUUUCCUGAAGAUACGAUACUUAACUGAUUUGUGCAAAUGUGCCUUGGAGUAAAUCACAUUCACAAGAAACGUGUGUUACACAGAGAUAUCAAGUCCAAGAAUAUUUUCCUUACCCAAAAUGGGAAAGUAAAUCUAGGAGAUUUUGGAUCUGCCUGUCUCCUCUCCCAUCCCAUGGCAUUUGCUUGUACAUAUGUGGGAACACUGUAUUACGUACCCCCAGAAAUUUGGGAAAACAUGCCUUGUAAAAAUAAAAGGAAGUGAUCUACUUAUUUGGGACACUGGUCCUUGGGCUGCCUUCUCUCUGAGCUCUGCCCCCUCCAGCACCCGAUGAGUGCAAAUAGUUGGAAAAGUUUUCUCCUCAAAAUAUUUCAGGGGUCUGUGAGCCCACUGCCAUCUCAUUAUUCCUGUGAGCUUCAGCACCUGAUCAAGCAGGAGUUUAAGAAGAAUCCCUCGCAGCGCCCCUCAUCUACAAGGCUUCUUCGAGGCAUCUUCGCGUGGCUUCUCCAGAAGUGCUGGCCCCCAGCGAUCGUCAUAGAGUAUGGUUAGCAGAUAUUAGAAGAAACCAAAAAAUCUAAGCAUAGUUCACCAAGAAAAAAGGGCCCCAGCAGGGGCAAGACCGCCUCGGAAGCGAGGCUCCUGCGUGGCACGACUGGCUUCCACCAAAGCUGUAGCGACUUCCCGGAUGGUGGCAGCCGGUCCACAUCCCAGCUCAGCCCACCCCAACUUGAAAGAACAUUGCUGUUAGAUGGGAGUUGGAACGUGAAAAGAAAAAGAAACACUUCUGGGAAAGCCAGCUCCCCACAUGCUCCCAGGCGGCAGCGGAAGAGAAAUGCCUCCAGUGCGGUUCUGGGAGCUGCGUCCGUGCUCACCUCCAGCGGGACAGGGGAAGAGACAGGUGGCCCUGUAGUCAAGUACACUGAGCAUAAUGCCCAUAAACAGUGGCUCAAGGAGACUCCAGAAACCUUGCUGAACAUCCUUAAGAAUGCCAAUCUCAGCUUGGCGUUUCAGACAUCCACGGUAUAUAGACCAGGUUCAGAAGGGUUCUUGAAAAGCCCCCUGGCUGAAGAAACAGAGGCAUCAGACAGUGUUGACGGAGGUCAUGAUUCUGUCAUUUUGGAUCCAGAGAGACUUGAGCCCAGGCUGGAUGAGGAGGACACGGACUUUGAGGAGGAAGACAGCAGUCCUAACUGGGUGUCAGAACUGAAGCGGCGAGCUGGCUGGCAGGGACCGUCUGAUGGUAAGACCUGCUUCUGGGUAGUGACCAGUGAUCUGCAGUGACCUUCAGUUCCCAGCCAUCCUUAGAUACAGCCCCCCACGGAUGCACGUGCCAGCCACGGGAAGGGUGGAGUGGGCUGCAGGACUUGUCCAAAGUUAGCAGGCCGGUUAUAGGAGAAAAGAAGAGGCCAAAGGUGAGGGGUCUAUGCGGGAAAUACCAAGCUAGAGAGUGCUGGGGAGCAAUGGUGUGGGCAUCCCAGUGUGCAUGGGUGUCGUGACACACAAGGUGGGUCUGGUCAUUCAGUCCUCCUAUGCUUAUGGGGGGAGACUCUUUUACUAAACAAGAAACACACUCCUCCCAGGAGACCCCACAGGGGCCAGUCUGGGAGCAGCACUGACCCAGGGUGGGGUCAAUGGUCAAGUGACAGUGGGGAAUUUAUAGAACUACAGUAGGAGCGUUCAUAACAAUCUACUGAAAUGUGAAUGCGU